AUGUCGUUUAUCGAAGGCAUCGGUGAUGAUUUUCUCUACGUAUUGAUAUUUCUCCUUUUUCUCGGCAUUGUAUCUUUUUCUUGGCUAUCAACCCAUGUGAAUAACAUUCAUUCACCUCCCACAUUAUUCGUUAUUGAACGACGAAGUCACCGUAGGAAUGACGAAGAAUCAGAAACCAUCAGUCCGACCUCAUCACCGAACUUAAAUGAACAAUCACCAACAGCUUUAUCUGCAAAUGAGAUAUUAACUGAGCAUGACUCCGAUAUUGAAGCGAGCGACGCAGAUGAAUUUUUUGCUGAGCGAGCGCCCAUGCCAUCUGUAAAUCUCAUCCACACAUCCACAAAUCUAAAUGAAUCUGUGUCUCAAUCAUCUUUCAUCGAAGGCGAAGAUCAAUCAUUGCAAAUCACAAUCAAAUUCUUAAAUGAAACUCAAAAACUGAUCACUGCGAAUUCAAACGAUACCAUUUCCAAAGUCAAAAGAUUGCACUUUCUUGAUGAACUAGCGAAUAAUAAAAUCGUUCGAUUCAUUUAUCAAGGUCGUGAACUGCAAGAUUCCGAAACUCUUCGUUCGUACAACAUUCGCGAUCAAACCGUCAUUCAUUGUCAAAUCAGUCCUCGACGACAUUCAACACCAAAUCGAAUCAACGACGGAGAAAUAUCUCAUACCAACGCGUUCGAUACAUCAUCAUUUCUUGAUACAUCACCAAUUAGUAUAUCUACACAUUUGAUUCUUUUUCUAACAAUAAUUCUCGGAUCUGUUUGGUAUUUGCGCAUCAAAUAUCGUGUUCUUUUUACCCCAAUAUCAACAAUCAUUUUGAUAUUUCUUACAGUUAUAUUUUUAAUAUUUACAUGUGGUCCUGCAUUAACAUCACGUCGGCAAAUAUCAGAUAGAACAAGUUCAAAUCAUGUUCAUCUUGAUUGA
Messenger RNA from Adineta ricciae, 921 nucleotides. Lineage: Eukaryota; Metazoa; Rotifera; Eurotatoria; Adinetida; Adinetidae. The record is from the annotation of a GenBank genome assembly.